UGAAAGAUCUGCUUUGCAAGACAACGCACCGCACUACUUCCUUUUCCAUUAUAUAUCAUGCUGUAUAUUGUAGGUCUUGGUCUAUCCGACGAAACAGAUAUUACCGUCAAAGGUCUUGAAGCUGUGAAAAACAGUGAACGUGUAUACUUGGAGGCCUACACCUCUAUUCUCACUGUCGGCAAAGAAAAGCUCGAAGAAUAUUAUGGGAAGGAGGUUAUAGUUGCCGACCGAGAAAUGGUCGAAUCCGACAGCGAUUCUAUCUUGGCCAACGCUGAUUCAGUGAAUGUCAGCUUUUUGGUCGUUGGCGAUCCUUAUGGCGCGACGACUCAUACAGAUCUCGUCAUUCGGGCCCGCGAAUUAAAUAUUCCUGUGCAGGUUAUCCACAACGCUUCGAUUAUGAAUGCUGUAGGAGCUUGCGGUUUGCAAUUGUACAACUUUGGACAGACUAUCUCUAUCGUGUUCUUCACAGACACAUGGCGCCCUGACAGCUUCUACGAUCGCAUCAAGGAGAAUAAGGAUAUCGGAUUACAUACAUUGUGUUUGCUUGAUAUCAAGGUGAAAGAACAAAGCAUUGAAAAUUUGGCCCGAGGACGUUUGAUCUACGAACCCCCACGUUACAUGACGGUUAAUCAGGCUGUUGAGCAGCUUUUGGAGAUUGAGGAGAACCGUAAUGAGGGUAUCUGUACUCCUGAUUCCUUGGCCAUUGGAUGCGCGCGCAUUGGCACAGAUUCCCAAAAGAUUGUUGCCGGCCCUCUUCGCGAGCUCGUCGACGUGGACUUUGGCGGUCCAUUGCAUUCAUUGGUAUUGAUUGGCAGUCGAAUGCAUCCUAUGGAAGCCGACUUUGUGCGGGCUUAUGCAGCGAAUCCUGCCACAUUUGAUGAACUUGUUAAACAGCAGUACAAAUUCUAGAAAAAUCAUCCUACAUCAUCUCUAUCCUCUCGACAAAAUAGCAUCAGUGAAUUAUCAUGACAUUUGACGUGCAUCAAAACAACAAGCAUAAAAUGUAGUGUCAGCAGCGUUGAUGGCUAUAAAUAGAAAUUUCCCAAAUCCAUCUGCAAGUGAUUCAAGAUUGGCUGCAA
Messenger RNA from Radiomyces spectabilis, 1079 nucleotides. Its product is annotated as diphthine synthase. Gene Ontology annotation, molecular function: diphthine synthase activity. Gene Ontology annotation, biological process: protein histidyl modification to diphthamide. Bases 58 to 909 code for a protein of 283 amino acids. Lineage: Eukaryota; Fungi; Mucoromycota; Mucoromycetes; Mucorales; Radiomycetaceae. The transcript is spliced from 4 exons. The record is from RefSeq and is a predicted model, not a curated record.